Phymastichus coffea is the source of this 3078-nucleotide messenger RNA. RefSeq names its product OTU domain-containing protein 7B-like. Gene Ontology annotation, cellular component: nucleus; cytoplasm. Gene Ontology annotation, molecular function: DNA binding; zinc ion binding; cysteine-type deubiquitinase activity. Lineage: Eukaryota; Metazoa; Arthropoda; Insecta; Hymenoptera; Eulophidae. The transcript has 9 exons. Gene Ontology annotation, biological process: protein K48-linked deubiquitination; protein deubiquitination involved in ubiquitin-dependent protein catabolic process; protein K63-linked deubiquitination. Bases 464 to 2128 code for a protein of 554 amino acids. The record is from RefSeq and is a predicted model, not a curated record.
UAGCUUGUGCGCUUGGGCCAUUGAUGUACAUAUGAUAUAUAUGUGUAGAAUACAGAAAAAACCCGUCCUCGCAAAUACGCAACUUGUGGCUUUUUAGUAUGUCGCAGACACAAGACGCGGAAAAUUCGUUCGCAAACAAUGCCGAAACUCACCUACAUUUUUCGUCACUUUCCACACAGGAAUAAUCGACAUCGGUCGCUUUCGCUUUGGCUCUGGCGCUUCCCUCUCGACCUUGAUACCAUUAUCGUUUCUGACCAAUCCUAUAAAUUUUUUUUAUCUUUCAAUUAAUCCUCAUUUGUUAACUUUUUUCCCGUUUAAAUUCUUGCGAACAAUUUUAAAAAACGAUGUUGCAUAAAUCAAAGCAGCAGUGAAUGAUGCAAAUAUCUGUAAUUGUAACAUACAUUUUCAGUAUUCAAGUCAUAUUCAGAUAAUUGCUUUUGGAUAAAUUCCAAGUUAAGUUCAAAUGUCUCUACAUGACACUGCUAUGAGCAGUACCUUAUCCAUGUAUGAUGCAGUCAAACAAGAAGGUAGCUCUAACGGCACCACUCUUGAAUCUGGAAGUAGUGGAGCUACAAAGAAGCUUGCUAGAGGUAUAUCAAGAGCCACAGAAAAUGGUGAUAUUGUUGACUGUGCUCGACUACAAUUGCUAGAAUCAAUUGAUACACCAGAAUUUACUUUUUCAUUACCUGACUUAUCAAUAUAUCCAGAUGAUUUUCGUCAAUUUUUAGAAAAAGAUCUUAUUGAAGUAGGAUGUCUUACUUCAUUAGAAGCAGCAGGAAGAUUGAAUUGGUGGUGUGCAGGGAAAAAUAGAGUAUUAUGGCCCCUUGCAACUACUGGCGAUGGAAAUUGUCUUUUACAUGCUGCAUCUUUGGGAAUGUGGGGUUUUCAUGAUAGGAAUCUUGUUUUAAGAGAAACUUUAUACAACACACUGGCAAAAGGAGAAUAUCGACAUGCAUUAUUUAGGAGAUGGAGAUGGAGACAAAUGGGAUUAAAUGCAGCUGCAGGCUUAGCAUACACAGAAGCUGAAUGGAUUUCUGAAUGGCAGGGUAUUGUUGAUAUGGCAUCAAGACUUCCACGACAUCAAAUGAGCACUGCAUCCAGUGAAUAUUAUCAAAGUUUGGAAGAGAUUCACGUUCUUGCUUUGGCACAUAUCCUACGUCGACCAAUCAUUGUUAUAGCUGAGACAAUGCUCAGAGAUUCGGAAGGUGUGGCAUUGGCACCAAUACCUUUUGGGGGAAUUUAUCUUCCUCUUGAAGUUCCUGUUUCUCACUGUCACAAAACACCAUUGUUGUUGGCAUAUCACUCUGCUCACUUUUCACCACUUGUCACAGUAGAUAGUAGUUCUGAUCCGAGUGAAGGAAGUAUUCAAGGUUAUAGUAUACCUCUUGUUGACCCAGAUACUGGUCAUUUGUAUCCUGUUUUGUUUGCUGUUGAUCCAGGUCCUGAGUGGGACUGGUCUGCUUCUCAAGAUUUACUAUCUUGUCAGGCAGAUACGAUGGAAAUUCUCAUUAAAAAAUAUUUAGACUGUGAAUAUCAAGUAUUUACUCCCGAUGAAAUAGACAGAUUGUCAGAAAUAGAUGCUACAAAAAAUAGAUCGUCUAAGCAGCUAAUGGGAGUAGCUAAACAAUUUGGAUCUAUUGGAAAAUCAGUUAGUAAAAAAUUCUGGUCAAUGACUAGGAGACCGAAAAGUCCUCCAUCCAGUUCAGGGUAUGGAGACACUCUAUUGUGCGUUAGAAUAAGAAGUAAAAGACAUCAAUUUGUAGAUCAAAUGCUACAUAAUUAUUUGGAAAGCGCUCAAGAAAGGUACCUGCAAGAUCAUCAGGGUUGUAAUCCUGGUGGCGAAAUGAACUAUGGAGCUGGUAAAUCCAAAUUUUAUGCUGCAAGCGACAAUGAUAGUCAUGUAACUGUCAGUAAGCUUCCAGCAACGAAUCCCAACAAAGAUCACACUCUUUAUCUUUCAAGAUCAACUUUUUACAAAGACAAUGUAUUGCCAGAAGAAUAUAUAACCGAAUGUAGGAGUAGUAACAACUUGAACUCUAGGCUUUGUCGUACUCAAGACUGUAAAUUUUUUGGUUCCCCUGAAAAUCAAUAUUACUGUUCACAAUGUGCAGUUGAACGCCGACGUUAAAAGAAAUUUAAUUACAUGCAUGACAAUAACGUUUGUCUAACAAAGAAGCAUAAUUUGCAGCGUGAUACUAAGCUAUACAUAUAAUUAUUUUCCUCUGGAUAGUGUUUAAUUUAUUUCUGAGACAUGGCAUCUAUAUUUAUUUAUAACUUAUUCAAUUUUAUUCCAUCUAAUAACUCUAGAACAAUUAGAUUUCUAUUAAUUUAGCGUUUUUCAAGCAAAAAUUGUUAAAUACAAUUCCUGCCUUGCUCGUGCGCUUAAGAAGUUAAUACUCGACAAUAUUUUGACAUUUUUUGAUCUUAUUUAAUAUUUUAUUGUUUUACGUUAUGGGCUUCGUAGUUUAUACUAACAUAUUUAUCAGUGAUCAACGUACAAAAAUUAUAUUUUUGCGAAUCUCGAUAUCAAUUGAGCUAAGCUGACCCAACAAAAAAAAUUAUUAAAAGAGAAAAAAAUAUAUAUAUCCAUAUAAAAUACAUGUAUAAAUUAUAAAUACGUGUGAAAAAUAAAACAAUAUUUUUUUAAAAUUGCGAACUUUUUUCCUACUGUACCAUUUUCAACUCUAAAAAUAAAAUACCAAUCAUGUAUCUAGGAUUAAGCUAAUUUAAAAAUCUACAGAAGUUCAAUACAUAGGGGAUCAUGCAUUAGCUUUGGCCUCCUAUAACUACGAAGGUAUGAUAAUCAGUUUUUCCAUUACUUGUAUAGGAGGCCAAGACUUUUUAUAUGUAUCACGCGAACUGCAUUCUAACGUGUGAUCUGAAUUAUUAGAAUUGCAGUCACAUACAUGAAAUAUUCAUUGACACGUGCAGUUUAAAAAUUUUAUUGUAAUUUAUUCUUAUUGUAUUAUUCAUAAAACUACUAAAAUUGACUAAUGAUUAUAUUUAAAAAAAUGAGUGACAAUAACUUGGUUUUUAAUGCUUAAGAAAAUAUAUAUGUGCUCUUUAUUCUCGACUCUG